Molecule: messenger RNA, 7456 nt
Organism: Antechinus flavipes (yellow-footed antechinus)
Lineage: Eukaryota; Metazoa; Chordata; Mammalia; Dasyuromorphia; Dasyuridae
Gene: GATAD2A
Product: GATA zinc finger domain containing 2A
Exons: 12
Coding region: 191-1996 (601 amino acids)
Biological process (GO): negative regulation of transcription by RNA polymerase II
Cellular component (GO): NuRD complex
Molecular function (GO): sequence-specific DNA binding
Source: RefSeq, a predicted model, not a curated record
CUGGGGGAAAGCCGGAGAACGUACCCGUUUAAAAAAAAAAAGAAUCCAAACCGCCCAAACCUGUCUUGAACUGCAUUUUAGUGUCUUCUUAGGGUUCAGCGACAGGCCAAAGUUAUCUUCUCUUUUGGAUUUCAUAUAUGGCCAACUGAUGUAGCCAAGAGUUACAGCACACAGAAGUCAGAGCUUCAGAAUGACCGAGGAAGCAUGCAGAACACGGAGUCAAAAACGAGCACUUGAACGUGAAACAACCCUAAAUGAUGUGGAUAGUAAAAAAAUAAAGAUGGAGAAAGGAUUACUGGGAUCAGACCACAAGAGUGAAGGUGAUGUGAAAAUGAAGUCUGAGCCUGGAGCAGCCAAAGUCCAAGGAUUACUAAAAGGAGGUGAAGUUAAGGCAACUAUUAAGGUGGAAGUACAAACAGAUGAUGAGCCAGUGGAUAUGAGUACCUCAAAAAGUGAUAUGAAGCCAGAGAAGAGAGUUCCCUCACCUGAUAUUAUAGUGUUAUCAGACAAUGAGCCUUCAAGUCCUAGAAUGAAUGGCUUAACAAAAAUACCAUUAAAGGAAACCAAUACAGAAGCCCUCAUGAAAAGCAGCCCAGAAGAACGAGAAAGAAUGAUCAAACAACUUAAAGAAGAAUUACGAUUAGAAGAAGCAAAACUUGUUUUGUUGAAAAAAUUAAGACAAAGUCAAAUGCAAAAAGAAGCCACUACCCAGAAGCCUACUGGCUCCUCUGGGAAUGCUGUGGCCACCCCUCCCCCCCUGGUACGGGGAACACAAAACAUUCCUGUUGGCAAGCCAUCUCUUCAGGCCUCUUCUACUAGAAUACCAGGCAAUGUUAUUCCCCCUCCUCUGGUCCGGGGAGGUCAACAGACAUCUUCAAAGCUGGGGUCUCAGCAGAACACACAGAUAGUGAUGCCCCCUCUUGUUAGAGGAGCACAGCAAAUCCAUAACAUCAGGCAGCAUUCCAGCACAGGGCCACCUCCUCUACUUCUGGCACCACGGGCAUCUGUUCCCAGCGUGCAGAUUCAGGGUCAGAGAAUUAUACAGCAGGGUCUCAUCCGAGUUACCAAUGUCCCCAACACUAGCCUGCUGGUAAAUAUCCCACAGGCCUCACCAACUUCAAUUAAAGGUACAACAGUCACGUCUGCUCAGGGUAAUGCAACUACCACGGGUGUUGCAUCCAUAGUGAAUGCCAAUGAUUCACCAGCCAGCCGGCAAGCUGCUGCAAAGCUUGCCCUACGCAAACAGCUGGAAAAAACGCUGUUAGAGAUUCCCCCUCCUAAACCACCUGCACCUGAGAUGAAUUUUCUACCCAGCGCAGCCAACAAUGAAUUUAUAUACCUAGUUGGAUUAGAGGAAGUGGUACAAAAUCUCUUAGAAACUCAAGGCAAAACUUCAACUGCAACUUUAUCCCAUGAGCCUUACAUGUGUGCUCAAUGUAAGACUGAUUUCACCUGCCGAUGGCGAGAGGAAAAAAAUGGAACCAUUAUGUGUGAAACUUGUAUGACAUCAAAUCAGAAAAAGGCACUAAAGGCUGAACAUACCAAUCGCCUGAAGGCUGCAUUUGUGAAGGCUUUGCAGCAAGAGCAAGAGAUUGAACAGCGGAUAUUACAACAGACCUCUUCUCCGGUGCAGACCAAGCCAGAGCCAAUGACCCAACAUCAUUCACUGAAACAGACUUCUAGCCAGCUGGCCCGAGGCCCCCCAGGGGCGCCCAGAGGAGUCUUACACACAUUUAGUCAGUCACCUAAACUGCAGAAUACAGCAACUCCUGCAGCACUUGUUACCAGGCCAGGUAAGCACGCCGAGAGACCUGUCAGCAAAGGCAAUGCUACCACCAACUGGAAGAAGACUCCCAUCAAUACAGGUGGCGCUCUUACUUUUGUUAACCCUAGUUUAGCAGUACAUAAAAGUUCUUCAGCAUUAGAUCGUCAGCGUGAAUAUCUGUUAGACAUGAUCCCACCAAGAUCCAUCCCUCAGUCUGCCACAUGGAAGUAAUGCAAAGCAAAGCCCAAGUGGAAGAUUUCCCUCUUUCUGCCAUCCCUUUUUUAUGCCACAGUACAGUGUGGGACCUGCUUUAGUCCAACAGCUGGAUAUGCCCUCUCCCCUUUUUUGAAGGAAGCAAGAUGACCAAUUCUCAACUUCAAAGUGCUACUGCUCUCAUAAUGAAUAUGAGAAUAACAGCUGGGUUGUGGAAACAGAACUUUUUGAUACUUUGGCUAGAAAAUUCUCAAGAUUGGCUGGUGGUAAAGGGCAGAGGGGUGAAAUCAACAUUACUUUGGUUGGGGGGGGGGUUACGUGGGGUUUUUUGUUUUUGUUUUUUGUCUUUAGUUUCACAUCACCAGCACAAAAUUGGGACUAAAUGGACUUGUUCUGCCUUUGGUUUCUUUCACAUUAGUACCUUGCCAGUCACAAGAACAUGUGAGAUGCACUGGAGACCAAGAAUGCCCUUGUGUGAAUAGUGAAAACAGAACCCAGUGAUUACAGAUGUGUUUAGUGGGUUGGAUUUUAUUUUAUUUUAUUUUUUGUCUUCCCCCCCAUUCUCCCACCCAUUUCUGACUGCCUCCCCUCACGGCAAUCUUACAGAUUGAAAUAUUUUUUAAUCGGCUCGUAAUAAUGGAGUUAGUGAUAAAGAAGUGCAAACUCAAGUAUUCCAGUUGGACAUGAUUCCUCCUGGACCGGUUUGUGCUCGGGAAGGCACCAUUAAUAGGAAUCCAUGGCGUAGACGUCUUAUUUUCAGCAGAAUUUGUUGGACAGACUUCAUAAGAAGCUCGGAGGUCUAGCCCUGAAAUUAUUGAACGUUGAGCAGCUGCUGCCUCAGCCACAUUCCUCCAGCAGAGAGCAUGUUGCUUACUUUUAAGUUUCCAGAAACUAGGACGCUUAUCAAAAAGAACAAAACAAAAAAACUGAAAAAUAAAACAAAACUAGAAACUCAGGAAAGCUGCAUGCUAUUGAAAAGAGUGAGGAGAUAGAUUGUGGCAAAGCCAAGAAGGUUGGUUUGGGGUGGGGGUUGGGUAUGGGGGGGGGGAUUUUUAUUUUGUUUUUCUUUUCCUACUGUUUGUUAUUGAUGGAGAGAACUGUGAGUUAAACCUAGUGUGUGCUCUUGUCAAGUGACAACAGCAAACACCAAUGGGUAUGCUUUAGGUAGUGUAUAAAAGACUACCUAGUCCUGAAUAUUUUUUUUUCCUUCCUGCCCACCCAUCUCCUUUAAUCCAUACAUACCAAGCAUGUUCCUUCCAUCACAUCACUUCAGUGUUUCAUUUUGGGUAGAGCUUUAGAUACCCCAUCUUUAAAGUCAGGGUUGCCUACAUUGUUAGUUUUGAGUUCUUCCUUUUAGUCUACAGAAACAUUGAGAAGGAUCGAGUCUACUUUUCUUAUUCUCCUUCAGAUUGUUCUAAAGUGGCAGAAAUUACCUAAUUUUUUUUUAAUGGUGCCAGAAUUAGUUCUGAUAUGAAUGCAUCACUAUAUGUAAAUGUGUGUACAUGUAUAUGAAUAUAUGUACACACAACAUAUAUACAAUGUAUAUCUAGAUAUACAAAUGUGUAUGUGUACACACACACACACACACACACACACACACACGUAUGCAAGGGGAUUACUGGCAGAUUUCCAUUAGUCUGAUUUUUUUAUUGGCCACAGUUAGGUGUUUAAUUUAAGAACAUUCUGUAGGGCAUCCCUCUUGAAAUCCCAACUAUUGCAUUCUAAUAAAAAGCUCAUUUUAACCCCCCCUUCUGUUGUGUGAAUACUAUCACUGUUUAGAUAACUUUGAUAUAUGCAGUAGAAUAGAAAACCUAGUUUUGCAACAAAAAAAAAUUAUUUUUUUUUUGGUGGUUGUUGUAUAAAACCCUAGAAUUCACAUUUGAUUUUUGUUUUGAGUGUAUGAUGAGUUAGGAUGUGAGAGGUGGGGGGAGGUGAGGAGGGUGGUGCUUGGGGUUAUUUUCCAUUCCAAGUUAGGAUGAGAUUUGGGAUUUAAGGGGAAUAUAUACAUUCAGGAAAACAAAGGUGCAUUUUUGCAUCAUAAUAUCAAAUUAUGCAAGUAUUUCUAUGGGGGUGGGGAGUGGGGGAGGAGGGGGCUUAGGGGGCGUUGUGCCUGGCAAAUAAAUUUCAGUCUUAUACCCUCUUUGAGCUAACUAGCCAUUUCUAUUUUAUGAUAUGAGCCAAAUUGUGUGUCUGAGAUAGGGGAUGUUUAAAAAAAAUAAUAAUCCCCAGGCCUCCUGGACUUUAAAUGAAGAAAAUGUUAUUGAUUGUACCUUUUGGUUUUGAAUUGCUGUGCCUAUGUAAUGAAACACCUUUGUGAAGGAAGGCAAGAUUAAUAGCUGUAUUGGGGGAGAAUAAAAAUUGAAUUAUUGGGGAAAGAACUACCAUAUAGAAAAAUUGUUAUUGAAAGAGACAGCAAUAUUGUUUAAAGAGCCUUCAGUGGUUCAGAGGAAAAGUAUUUAAUAAAACAUCAGUUUAGCAAUUUAAAAGAAAAUACCCAGGGCAAAAAGCUUAUAUUCUGGAUGGGGUCCAUACUUUGGUUCAGAAAUGGAGUUUUCUAACUUCAUUUUCGUUUAUUCAGUAUGUGUGCUGUGGUAUAAUUAAAUCCACAUAUACUAUUAGAAACUUAAUACAAAGUUAUUCCAACUUCAGAGCCACUGAAAACUAGACAAUUUGAAUGUUCUUUUAUCUAAAGGUCCUGGAAGUUGUGCAGACCAUUUAAGUAAUAAUAACAAAAAUAGCUAACUUUUAUAUAGCACUUUAAGAUUUGCAAAGUGCCUUACUUGUGUAUUGUCCUGUGUGAAUUACUUGGGACAAAGUAAAAAUAUUUAAAUUUAUUGACUUUCUUUGAGUUUAUAAGAUAUUGACACAUUCUUUAUCAUGAAACAACACUUUUAUUACAUUGGAUGUUGUGCAUAACUUUAAACAAUCCAUUUUCCCAAGACUUAGCAUUUAGCUUGUAGCUUUUCAGUAGACUUUUAAUUUGGGAAAAUUUGUAGGCCAUUGUUGUAUGUUUAUCUCCCAUCUCUUGUGCUCAAUUUUUGGUGACAUGUGACAUUUGAUAUGUGGCAUGGUACAGAGCCACAUUGCAAUAUUCCACGUCUUUUUUGGGAAAUUUCCAGAUUCUGGAACAAUUCUGCUUCUUAAAAUAACAAUAGUUAUCAGCAAUUCAUCAUUCCUUCAGUAAGAACAAGACUUUCAGGUUCACUGGAAGUGAAAAAUAAAAAUCCCCAAAGUAUUUUUUGGGGUGGCUGUUUUACAGUCUAGUGAAAAUGUUCAAAUCUUAUAGGCUCUGAAUUUUUUUUCUGACAACAGUUUCAGUAUAACUUUGAUUGAAAGAGUUCAUUUCAUUAGUUAAAAUCACCUUUUUCCAAUCUCCAGUCCUUUACUUUUUCUUGCCCAUAAUAGGCAUUUUUUCUAAUGGCAAAGGCACUACAGCAGCUGGAAAGUAGGGAAUGGGGGUGGAAAUGGUGUGUUUUUGUUUGUUUGUUUGUUUCAUUUUGUUUUGUUUUGCACUGGUCAUCUUGCUCUUCUUCCACCUUCACAAAACCUGUUUGAAAUUGUAGAAGAAUCAAUAACCACCUUUCUAGCUUCCAGGGACCUCAUGAAGGUCAGUGCUUAUUUUCUGAGGAUUGUCAGGCUGCUUUACAGGAACAUUUUGUCAGAAGUGUUGUUUUCAUUUUCUGUCACACUUCUCUUUAAACUUCAAGGCAUCUGAUCCUUGUUUUAUUAGUGAUCCUUGCAAUGCUUUGCUUCUCCACAUUAAUAGCUAUUGGCGUCUCUAAUGAACAUUGAAGUAUGUCUUUAAGAGCUACAAUGUUUGCAUUUUCUUUAUCCAUUUUUUAAAAUUACAAAAUUAAAAACACAAGAAAGCAGUGAAAUGUGUAUGUCACAAAAUCCAGCACUCCUCUAGCAGACAAAUAAACUAAAGAUUAGAAAACCUCAAUUUGGUUUCAUUUGAUCAAGGUCAAAUGAUUAUGUCGACUUGGUGUCAGUAGAAGCACAAAUGGAAAACUAUUGCUUGUUCCAAGAAAUUUAUACCACUGUACAUUAUCUAAUUUAUUACUUGCCUAAUCUUUUUUUUACCCAUUUUACAAUUGAGGAAACAAGCUUAGAGACAUUAGUUAGAUUGCUCGGUGUUCAUCUAUUAGUGGUAGGAUUUUAAUUUGAUCUCUGACUUCAGUUCCAGUGCUUGUUUGACUAUACCAUGCUGCUUUUAUAUAUUACAAAACAUGAUUUCAUAAAAGUUAUAUUAAUUGGAACAUAAGCUCAAAGUUGGAAAGAUUGUGGGAUUGUGCCUCAGUGCCUAUAUUCUCCAUAGGUCUGAUUGAGAAGUGUUUUAUACUUUAAAGUGGACUCUAUUGUUACUCUUACUGCAGCAGAAUCAACCCCUUUAGGUCUAAUUUAAGCCGUUUUCAAUUAAGCAUUAAUAUGAUUUAAGACAACAUUUUACUUUAAGAGAAAGUUAAGAGUGAUACAUAUAUGUUAUAUUAGAGAUGAGAAUAUUAUAUAUGAGACUCAUUUUAUAUAUAUAUAUAUAUAUUUACACAGACAUAUUCUCUAGAAAAAAUAAAUGAAAGAGUGCUUGUAUAUUGUGUAUGUAUGUGUGCGUGCAUAUGUGUGUGUGUCUGUAAUCUUUCAGUUAUUUUUUCUGAAAAUUUUUCCAUUACUGAAAUGUAGUUUCCCUAUGUAGUCUCUUUGUAAUUCCAGUCCCAAUUAUACUGCUUAAUUAAUAGUGUGAUUUUGAGAAAGUUACUUCUCUUUGAGAAUGUUUCCUUAUCUGUAAAAUGGAAGAAUUGAGCUAGUUAAUGAUCUUCCAGAUCUAAAAGUCUGUGAUUCUGUGACAUAAAACCAUCUUGUGUUAAAAGAAAUGAGUGCCCUGCUUGUACAUAAACCUGACAUUGGUUAUUCAUUUUUAAGGAGAAGCAGCUCUCCAAAUCCCUUAAUCCCAACAUCAUUUUUUAUUGAUUAAGCCGCAAAUUAUUAGAUGUUUCCCCAGAACUUUUUGCUCCCCAAGAAGAGAGAGGAAUAUUUUUCAAGCCAUACUUUCAUACUUUUGGGAUCCAUGAUUUUAUCUGUCUGAGUGCUUUCUUUAACAAAGCUGAUCAAGUUCCCUCUACUUAGUUGAUAGCCUUUCUGAGUUAUUGUGGCUGAAAAAAAAUUACCUGAUGGCCAGUCUUUUGGUGACAUGCCUCUGAAAACAUAAGCCUGUCCUUGGAUAACAGGCUCUGAUUUCAUUCAUCACCUGUCACCAAUCCUAAAUAUGAAGCCUUCCAGCUUGCACUCCAAUUGCACAGCCUUCAAGAACCCAGGGUCACUUCCACACCAUGAAGAGACAUUAGACAAGGACUUCAGACAUAGAUAAUCUCCAAUUUCUUUGGCUUGGAGACUGCAGGAUUUAAGUGAUAAUGGCAAUGAUUAACUCAUGUAAUGGACUUGAUGGAUGCAAUGUAUGAAAUAAAGCCCUGACUUCAAUUUGAA